Messenger RNA from Dunckerocampus dactyliophorus (ringed pipefish), 4529 nucleotides. RefSeq names its product crystallin, lambda 1 (gene cryl1). NCBI's taxonomy places the organism in Eukaryota, Metazoa, Chordata, Actinopteri, Syngnathiformes, Syngnathidae. Gene Ontology annotation, biological process: fatty acid metabolic process. Bases 124 to 1083 code for a protein of 319 amino acids. Gene Ontology annotation, molecular function: NAD+ binding; L-gulonate 3-dehydrogenase activity. The record is from RefSeq and is a predicted model, not a curated record. The transcript is spliced from 9 exons.
UUUGUCGGACUAGUCUGGCUGUUUUGGGCCUUUCGGGUAUCCGUAGCAGCACGUUGCAGCGUGACGCCAGAGAGGCAGGGAGAGACGCUUCCAACAAAUUGGGCAAAUCCAAGUACUGUGAUCAUGGAAAUGAGCGGUCCUAACAUGAAGACGAUCGCCAUUAUCGGCAGUGGUCUGAUUGGCCGCUCUUGGGCAAUGGUGUUUGCCAGUGGAGGCUACAGUGUGAAGAUGUAUGACAACCAACCAGGACAAGCAGCCAAGGCGGUCACGGAGAUGGGGAAACAGAUGAUGGAGCUGGAGGAAGCCGGAAUGCUGAGGGGGCAGCUUAGCGCCACCCAGCAGCUCGCUCUGCUCAGCACUUACGAUGAUCUGCCGCUCGCACUGCAUGGCACCUUCUUCGUCCAGGAGUGUGUGUUCGAGCAGCUGGAGGUGAAGCAGAACAUCUUCCAGGAAGUGGAGUGUCUUGUGGGAAAAGACGUGAUCUUGAGCAGCUCCACUUCCUGCCUGGUGCCCAGCAACGUCUUCUCCAAAGUCCAAAACAGGAGCCGCUGCAUCGUCUCCCAUCCGGUCAACCCCCCCUACCUUGUCAAACUCGUGGAGCUGGUACCUCACCCUGACACGACGGCAGCCGUGAUGGACAACACCCAUGCUCUGAUGACUCGGGUUGGUCAGGUGCCCGUCCGCCUGAAGAAAGAGAUUGAUGGCUUCACCGUCAACAGAGUGCAGGCGGCCAUCAUUGCUGAAUCCUGGCGGCUGGUCCAGGACGGCAUCAUCUCAGUGCAGGACAUUGACCUGGUGAUGUCAGAGGGACUGGGAAUGCGCUACGCCUUCAUUGGUCCCAUGGAAACCAUGCACCUCAAUGCGCCUGAAGGUCUUGGGGACUACGUGAGGCGGUACGGAGAAGGCAUCCAAAGGGUGCUGAGGUCCUUCGGUCCCGUCCCAGACCUCUGUGCUGAAGAUGCCAAGAGCAUUGUUGGCGAGAUGUGCGAGCUGAUUCCCAACGACCAGCAGCAUCUGUCAGCCAGGAGGGAGAGACGAGACCAGCUUCUCAUGGGCUUGGCCAAACUCAAGAAGGACCACUAAUCGUGUCAGGAACCACAUCAAGCCAGAACUUUAAUUCAUUUCAGGAAGCCUUGCCAUAAUUGUAGUUUCUUUUUGGAGACAAAGCUGUGACUAGGGAUGGGGCCGAUCCGAUCCAGUGUCUGUGUCGGGUUCUGAUACCAGCGCAAUACGGCGAUUUCUGAUGCAUGAGCCACGUCUGUGCUUUAAUGCUGUCAGCAAACGUAGCUGUCUCCACACAUGCACCGCACUGACGGCCACACAAAAUUGUCGGACAUGGGCCUGUCGUGAUAAAUUUUGCUGGUAGAUAAUUGUGCAACAGAUCAUCGGCGAUAAUCGAUUUUAUUGACAUUUUUUGAGACCAUUUUUUCCUUAAUUGUCAUGAGAGGUGUAAUUCACAGUUGAACCACUAGAUGGUACUCAAGUAUAGUGUAUAGGGUAUCUGUGUGAGACAUUAGCUUGACACAGAAGUUGCCUGUAUCUAUGUUUUUGCUGUCUGUGAGUGCGCACCAUUUGCCAACCAAACGCCUCAGUAAGCGUUGAGUGUUGGGACGAAGGCUCCACCGCCCGAGGCACCUCAAUCAGUAGUUUGUUUUGUUUUUUCCCCCAGGUUGCAAAAAACGUCCGUGUCGGUCAUUGGUGUUCAUGCGCUCACUGUGUUCUUUCUGUUUAAAACCGAAAUUUUCCUCCAUUGGGCCUGUCAGAUGUGGCAUUCGCCUCAGCAACCCGCACCUUCAUUCAUGUUAGCGUGUGCUUCCUCACGAAGCUACCUGCUCAAACCUCUGCAUCCACUCACUAGUAGCCCCGCCUCCACAAAGAGGCUAAAAGAGAUGAGGGCCCACUCCCUCCGUUCAUUCCACUAUAGAACCAAUGCGCACAGACAGAUGCAGAGUGAACCCUCUUGUCAUCCGGCCUGUGUGGCACAGAGAGACGAGCAGAUGAAACACACGGAUACAUGCACGUCAAUUUAUCAACCUGUUUUUGGUUUUUUUAUCGUUCGAUUAAUCAAUUUAUCGAUUAUCGUGACAGGCCUAGUCGGACAGCUACGCAACACAACGCUUGCGGGUGGCUACAAUAACAUACUUGCCUGUGGAGGAGUUCAGCACAGCCUUAUAUCAAAUCAACACUUAUGAUAACGUAGCAAACAGGAAGUUAUGUGCUACGCACGUGUGCACGUGUUGCGCUGCAUGUCGCAUCGGAGACAGCCACGUUUGCUGAUAUCCUUUUGCCGUGGUUGCAGCGCAGCUCCGGUAUCAGCAGAUAUCCAAAUCCAAGGUAUCGGGAUUGGAUCGGCAGUGGAAAAAAUCCUGUUUGGUGCAUCCCUAACUGUAAUGCACAAUACUUUCACAGUCAACUGACACCAUUUUGCUAUAAGUGAAGAUGGACGGGUCACACUUAAAGCAGCAGUCAGGAAUAGCCGAGUCCCCGAAACAAAAAAACAUCAAAUAAACCUCAUCUGUUCAUUUUAGUGUGCAGUGAAGAUUAUUGUAUGAGCAAUACACACAACAUGUCCAGGCUGGUCCACUGAUACUAUAGACAAGUCAUGACAACGAAAAAAAACAGUGUUGCCAUCAUUUAUGAGCUCCAAUUAUCACACAUCGUUGCUUUAAGUGAGGGAGCAUCUAAUUUAUGUCGUAUUCAGGAGCAAAGCACCACAUAACACCACAUCGAAACAGAAACGGGCUUCUCCCAAGUGUUACCAAGAUUCAACAACAAUUCAGGACUCAAGUCCCUCUCUAUGAAUGGAUUAGGAGCCGCGUGUCCAGCCUGGUGUCCAUCAUGCGGUGUGUUUGUGGACCAGAUCAGUAUCGAUGUUGCGCGUUGCAUUAUUUGGUCUCACAUGACUUCCUGUAUGCCGAGAAGCAGUCACGAGAGCGGCGGCGUCAUCGGCAACCUUUCACACUCGCGGCCACGCGUAAUUCUCGAUAAUUUCGUCCUCAUGAACCCCCCACGCGCAAUUUAGUCUCAGAGCAGGGGCGUCCAAACGUUUCUCCAGCGAGGGCCACAUAGUGAAAAAUGAAAGGAUGCAACUUUUUAGGUAUUUUGUCAAGCAACAGGUGGAUAUUUUAAGAAGUUCUAUAUGGUUCAAGAAAAACGUGCACCUCAGCUUUGUCAUAUGGGUGAAAAAGCUAUUAUUAAUAUCAACUUUGCCCUGUCCUUUUUUUUGCUGUAGUUGGUUUUUUUUCUUCUUCAACAAUCUUUGUAAAUUUUCUCCUUGUAAUAUUAUGACUUUAUUCCCAUCAUAUUAUAAUUUCCCCAACCUAAUUUUCCAAAAAUGCCAUUUUUGUUUUUCAUAAUAUGAAAUUUAAAAAAUAUUUUUUCUUUAAAUGUUUCAACUCCACUAAAUGCUACUAAAAUUACAUUAUUUUUCCUCAUAGUAAUACAAGUUUAUUCUCAUAAAAUUCAUUCUUUUCAUGUUAGAAUACAACUUUUGUUCUCUUUAAUCUUUUGACUUUAUUCUUGUAAAAUUAGAGCUGUUUUUUUUGUGCUGUUUUAAAUUUUUUUCCAACUAUUUCAACUUUCUUCUUGUAAAUUUUCUUCUCAUAAUUUGGGCUUUAUUGCUGUAAUACUUUGACUUUAUUCUCGUAGCAUCAUAACCUACUUUUCCAAAAAUUCCAACUUUAUUUGUUGUAGAGAUGAAGAUGCUGAGGUUCUCUCUGGGAGUGACCAGGAAGGAUAGGAUCAGGAAUGAGUACAUCAGAGGGACAGCACAUGUUAGAGGUUUUGGAGAUAAAGUCAGAGAGGCCAGACUGAGAUGGUUUGGACAUGUCCAGAGGAGAGAGAGGGAAUAUAUAGGUAGAAGGAUGCUGAGUUUGGAACUGCAGGGCAGGAGGCCUAGAGGAAGACCAAAGAGGAGGUUUAUGGAUGUAGUGAAAGAGGACAUGAAGGUAGUUGGUGGGAGAGAAGAGGAUGCAGAAGACAGGGUUAGAUGGAGGCAAUUGAUUCGCUGUGGCGACCCCUGAAGGGAAAAGCCCAAAGGAGAAGAAGAUUUGUUGUUUUGUAUUAAUGAAACAAUAAUUUCCCUCUUUAAUAAAAUGACGUUAUUUUUCCUCACAGUAUUACAGUAUUCUCAUGAAAUUGUUUUGAUUCUUGCAAAAUUCUACAUCCACAAGUAAAUUUGCCAAAGUGAAACCUCUCUUUUAUGUUUUCAUGAAAGAACUGAAGCUGUACCUCAAAUCAAUAUCCUCUGCUAAUAACAAAAAAGCUAUCAAGACUAUAAAUCUGUGCUCCCACUUCAGUAUCCUUAAUUAAAUUAAAUUUUCAUUGCUCAUGUCCCCUGGUGUAUCUUACUUUAAUUACUAUUUUUAUUAUCUUCUUUUUUCUAUAUGUAUUUAUAUAUCACUUUUCUGUUACUUUUUUAUUUCCUUCAUCUCUAUAUGACUUAUUGUAUGUUGUUGUUAUCCAAUUGUUAUUUGUUCAUGCCCAUGGUUUGACACUAUUUUAUUGUAAAUUGUAAGGCAUUAAUAAAG